AUGGAGGAAGUAGAAAGGAUGUUUCAUUCUCUAAACGGGUACGUUGAUAUUCUAAGUAUUAAAAAGCUUUACUUUAAUAAAGUCACCGCUACUCUGAAGUCUUCCAUGUUCCUUUGGAACCCCGGGAGAUACUCCCUCUAGAAGCCUAUACGGAGAGGCUCCGUCCGAAAUGGGUACCUUUUUCAAGCUUAAGGGUAGGGAUUUCAAUAGCUGAAGUAUGUGAAAGAGUAAAGAAAUCUGCCAUUUUGGUCUGUAAAAAGGCCAAAAAUGGCUCAGAGACGCAUUUUAAGGAUGUAAAAGACGCAAGAAAACGUCCUGGUUUAGUGACUUAUUCAUAUUAAAAACAAGGUCAAUUUACAGCAAUUAAAGGGGAUGCUACGUUCUUAACUAGGUAUGUGAAACGGGGGUACCAUUGGUCAGUAGAAGGUGUACAAGAGGGUACUCUUUCUGUGAAAAAAUGGUAUAUAAAAGGGUAAGGGGUUGGAACUCUAGGCGGAGCUUCCACGUAUUGGUAAAUACCCUCUCCCUGUUCUGGAACGCAUCCACAAUGACCGUGUUCUUGUCUGUCAGAAAGACACGCAAGGAGCCUAACAUAGAUAGACACCAUGAAACUAAUUUAUCAUGUGAGGAUCAGUUUACUGUUUAUUUGUUCGUUUGUUUUUUUGUCUUAAGAACGCAGUUUUAAGAGUUUAAUCAGGGUUUGUGCGACUAUAGGUUCUAGUGCAUCAUGAAUUCGCUGAUUCACUAGAAUAUUCUGCGUUUGAAAAUGUAUUUUAGUUACAUGUAUUUGGAUGAAAAUACUGGUUUGAAUGGCGAUGACAAAAAUGUGUUUCCAUCAUAAUUUGGUCUUGGAUGAAACAGCGAUAGGAAACAAAAAACAGCAGUAGCUAGUCUGAGUAAUUUCCAUUUUUCUCUCACACUUCUCACUUUUGGCAGUUAGUAUGAAUUCUGGACUUUUGAGGAUUGGCUGAUGUCUCUUUAUACGCUUUGCACUCUUUGGCCGCUCCAUGAGUGUAACUGCGGACGUCGUUUUCGUCGCGCGUUUUCUAUCAAGUCGUAGGUUUUUAACGAAAUAGUCGCAUUUCAAUAAUUGUUUUCCGUGCUGACGCUACAAGCGAGCUUGAGCAACCACCACGACGACAACGACGAAGACGGAAACGAGAAGAUAAAAAAGCAACAGGUUCAAUAAGGAAAAAAAUUCACUUAAAACUCACUUUAAUUUUGGCAGAUCAAAAAUUUGCCUUCGUCGCACGAUUAACGUUGUCAAACUUGAUCGGCGAGAAUGGCAAAGCGAUCCGCGUCGUUUCAGUCUCAAAACAAAAGCGAUCGUCCCUACUUAGAUUUCGUCAAAAAUACCCAGUCUCAUUCCUAAUAUAAAACUUUUUAAUCGUGUUUGAUUUUGUGACAAGGGUAAUCCUUCCAGGAGGCCAUGUAAAGCUGAACCAGUCAGGAUACACAACAGUCGGCAAAAAAUUACUGGACCUUGCGACCAAGGUUAGUUUUCAUACUGUUCCACAACAGAAUAGGAUCGCAUGGGCGUAGGCAGGAUAUUUCAAUAGGGGGUUUUACUACAGCUUCCUGUCAGGGUAAUAGCCAACCUUCCUCUCCCUUCAGUCUUUCAAGACUUAAAAGUCUUGAAACUUUGGAUAAUUUAAAGAUAUUUUCUAAAAUGAAUAGUUGUUUUUUUGUGUUAGCCAAAAAAAUAACAUUGAUUUACCUUGUGCGUAGUGUUAACCACGAUACGGCAGUUUAUUUCAUCAUAAACCUUAAGUAUCGUUAUUUUUCUGUAAACAGGGAGGGAUCACAUUGAUCCUCAAGGAACUCCCCCUUUGAACUGCAUCCUGUGUAGCACUGUCUUAAAUUUGCAAGGCCAAUGAGAGUGCAGUAAAGUUAUUAUAUAAUUGAGUAGAUCUUGUUUGUGACCACGCACUUUCGUCACUUUACUGACAGCCACAACACUGCUCAGUUGAUGAGAAGACUAAGAAUGCUGCCAGGUUUCAAUAAAAAGACUUUUUAAUAUGAUUGUACUUUGCAGAAUAAACAGUGCAAUCCAACUUUACUCUUUUCCUGCUCCCGUUAACAACAUUACGGAUUGUUUUCACUUAUAUGGUUAUGACGUCAGGUUCGCCUGCCCACCCAUCCGCCCUACAGACUGUGGGAGAGGGGAAGGGGAAACUGUUAGCGAGGGGGGAAACCCAUUUUUUUUGGAGAUCGACGUAUCCACAGCGACGCGCUUGACACCAUUACCAUUUUAACGUCUCCUCAAUCUAUAAGCAUUGAUUAAUAAUCUUAAUCUUGCCUUUUUUAAAGCUUCUCAUCGGAAUUGUAGCUCAUAUAGCUAUCUUGCACCUAUGUGUACCUAUUUUGGCAAGUUUUUAUGAGAAAAAUCUCUAUUUGAAAUCUGUGGCUGGUAUAACGAUAAGAAAAAUGAAAGAAAUGUUAUCUAUACCAGACAAGGAGGAACAAUGCAAUCUCCUGCUUUGUAUCUGAUGCAUUUCGUGUCAGUCAAAGAACAAUUGAUGUGGACACUAAAAAACCAGGUCAAGCCACCUUUAAACCAACCGAUCCCUUUAUCAAAAGGUAAAUGGAGGGUGCCAUAUUUCUAUGUAAUGGCUUAAAAUUUAUUGUUUUUAUAAUAAUUAUAUAAACGGAAGCUUCGCUUUAAGACUUGGCUUGAUCUAUAUGUUACAUACAUCAACUGUUUACAAAUAGCCAUUAAGAUACCUGAAGGAGGAUCAUCAGGUUAUCCCUAUAUUAAGUUCUCUCCUUACGGGUAACCCACCCAGCCCAGAAAAAGUUGGCCACACCACCGGAGUUUACGUCCCCUACUCUUUUCGAACAAUGGUGUGGGUUCUUUUACGUCACGUCCCACAAGAACCAGAUAAGUGAAAGUACUGUGAGACGGUUUUUUGUCCUUAUUGUUUUUCAUCAUCAUCGUCACUCAUUUGCCAUCAUCAUCUCAACUACCUUUUUCAUCAUCGUGUUUCAAGCUUAAAGCGAUGAUUACAGUCGGCGGUUCCAGAUUUAUUUUGUUGCAAACUUGUUUUUAUACCUUACUAAUCCUGAGAAAAAUGAAAAAAUGGAAAUUGAACUUUUAAAUACUCUGUGUCAGUAUGAUCGAAACGUAGGAUAAAAGGUUCUUCGUCGACCACUAAGAAAUGCUCUAGGGAUGAGGUUGCGUCGAACACUGGAAAGCCACAAGCUUCAGAUACAGUGUUCAUUAUCGGUUGGAGCAUUUUAUAACUUUUGUUACAAGACCUCAAAGACAGUAGAGACAAGCGUAGCUUAUCAGCGAUUUAUGCCCAAUUGUUCAUUUACAAUUAAAGGCUUAUGACCAGACUGGGGAAGUUUUUCCGAUCUGGGCGGAGUGUUUAGGACUGGAAUUAUUGGCCUUAUUGAUCGGUGAAAGGGACGUGAGUAAAGGACAGUAUGACGAGUCUUUGUUCAGUCUUACAGAUGCACGAAAUAUCAGUUUAAGGCUUGAGCUGCCUUCAGGUAACUAGAGUUGCAUACUUUGUUACAUAAUAAUACAGUACUUAUACUAAAGAAGUUGAUCAAAUAGUAUAAAACCAGCAUAGAAACCACUAUACACUCCCCGCAUUGCUUAAGUUACUUGUCAGCCUAGUGCCCACUAAGCAUUUAUGGAUAGCUGCAGUUUUCCUCGCAAGAUCUGUGAUUUUUCCGCCUCUCACCCUGCUUUCAGUUCAUUUGUGGUGGACUUGCGGGUGACAGAGAAGUUUACCUGUUCGUCGUCGCGGGGAGCGGACUAUUUCUAUCUUCGCUGUUGCUAUUGUUUUAGUAAUGAGAACGAGGCUACAAGGAACAAAUAAUGAAACGUAUAACUGCAAAAGCAAACCACUUUUUAAUCCCUUACCCAGAUCUCUAGUCGACGAAAGCUUCGGCUUCGGGGACGAGAGAUCUGGGUAAGAGAUAAACCGCAACUUGUUUGUUGUGGCUUAAAUCAAACAAUGUGUUGCAUACAAGUUUCAGUGUAACCUGUGCAAUGCAGAGUAAGUAGAUUACACACGAGUCCACAACCUGAUGAAGAAGAGUCGUGGAUGAGAGGACAACAGACUUGCCCUCUUACAAUACAUUUCAACAUGUGAACAGUAAGCUCGGACGUCAGCAUACAAAGGCGCCACUGGCAGCCGCUCUCAGUCCAUUUAUGAGCUUACUGUACCCACCCAACCCAUGAUGUGAAUGAUGUGAUGAGUGACGGUUGACCACACCGCAGGGGUCUACGUCCCCUACGUAGAACGUGUAUGAACGAUACACGACACACGAUACACAAUAUGAACGUGUUAAUAAUCGCUACCGUCGUCAUUCACAUACACAUUUUUAAACGAACACCAUAACACAAAAAAAUUUUAUAAGUGCUUUUGUGACUUCACAAAUUUUUUGCUUAUUAUUAUGAAAUGUGAGGAUGGCGUCAGGUGACGCGGAAACAUCGGCUUUUUUUCGCUUUUUAAACUUCACUUAAAACUGUGCAAUACAAGACAAAACAAUACAAUUUUAAACAACAUUCAAACUGUCACUCAUUCUCAACAUAUCUUUCAUCUCUUAGAUUAUAAGUCGACUAAGCUGUUAGGAUCUGCUCCAGAUUAUAUAAUCAACUUCAUAACCCAACAGGAUAUCAACUAUAACAACCAUUUCAGAGGAAUCACGCCGGAGGUAAACAAACUGAGUUAGUCUACUCUAAUGUAGUAAGCAUUCAGUCUGGCCCGAAAAGCAUCAAGCCUUAGUACAGGUAGGCAAAACUGGUUUAUCAAGGUUGUGGUAGUAGUGGUAGUUCACAGUGUUUUUGAACCGUAAAAGGGGGUUGAUAUUGACAACAAUCUGUGCUUUCUCUAUCCCCUAAGCUAUACUAUUGCAGACUCGUCCCCAUGGUCUUUUCAUUUUCCAAUAUGAAGGUGCCAAAUUGAUAUGAGCAUCCCCGCCUUUUGGGCAUCCCCAUUCCAAAAACCCUAGUGAUAUGGGCAUCCCCGGUAACCCUAACCCCAACCCUAACCAAAAUCGCUUAGGAAAUAUGAGAAGGGGAUGCCCAUGACACAUGGGUUUGGGAAUGGGGAUGCCUAUCACUGUACCAGCGGCGGGAAUCGUGAAGCCCUAUUGGGGACGAGGUUGAUGUUAUUGAUCGCGGGUCUUUGGUUGGGUGAUUUAGCGCAGCAGACGUCAGAGAAAUUAGCAACUAUGUACUUGACUAUCGCGUUCUUCUUCUUCUUCUUUUUCUCACGUAGACAUUCAAUAAGGAUGAAAAGUUGAAAAACUUUUUUCAAAUAGUAUCAAUAAACAAGGAUAGAGAAGGAAAACCAUUCAUAUCAACGAUGGAAGGUAAGUUUACUAAGGCUUUGGUGUAGUAAUAAAAGAAGCAUCUUAAAUAUUGAAGUUUUGUUCGAUCGAUUUGUUUACUUCAUAGGGACUGUGACAGUUUUAUGUUUUUCGUAAUGAGUCCUCAUAUAUGUUGCCUUUACAAAGAAUACAUAAAAAUAAGAAUAGGAUUUCAUAAUUAGAAAUGGUUUGCUUUUUACUUGUAAUUUGCGCAGUUUUAAGUUCUAGAUCGGUGAAACACUUCGUUGAAAUACUCCUGAAAUACAUAAAAUAAUUAUUUAUAAAAGUGCUAACAUUCAGAACAUUAACAACGCGUCGGGCUUUAUCAUGUUCUUCUGUGGAGUGCUGUUGUGGGUUUUAUUGCAGCAAUGACACUGCCUUUCGAACUUAAAUAUCGGGGGAAAAAACACGCGCACGGGGAAGUCGCAAAAAUUCUGCUUCGUCAUUUCAAGAUCCUUUUAGACGAUCCUUCACUAUUAUACGUAGCUGUAUAGUUGAAACGACAAGAAUCAACGAGAAUCCCUUGUCUUUACGUAAGAUAUGACCACCCAAUUCGUAUUGAUUUGCUCCCAGCGAAUGAUUGCUAACGACCUGCCAUUUUCAAGAAACUCUGAGUGUACUGGGUCCGAAGGAUUUUACACCACCAGGGAUCGUUUUAAGGUGGCUCUAUGGGGUUUUUCAGAGUCAAUACCUCCCAAGUUUGAGCAUAAACUAGGUCUCUAUUAAAAAAGAUUUGGAAAAUUACCACCACAGCUGUAUUAGAUAAAGGUGAAAAAUUGUUAUGAUCAGGAUUGCAAUGACAUCGGAGUUGUCAUAGCAACGUAAUGACCCCAUUACUUAUUAUUUGGACAUCGUCCAAAUCGAGGAACCGAUUUCGCCUGUUUUGAUUCAAAGUGGCAGUGGGCACGCAAUACGUGCGAACGUAAACAAGACAAGUAAACAAGCCAAGCUACGCGGAUGUCCGUCCCGCGAUGUGCACGACACAGCGUUUAUGCUCGUUAUAAUACGUCCAACAGCUAAAGCACGGCAGAAAAAUGCGGCAAGGUACACCGAGUGAAACAAACUAUUAAAUAACUUAAAUUUUCCCUUUGGUAAAUAAUUGUCCUCGCAGCACACGGGGUGAAUGUUUUUAACCAGGACCAUAGGUACUGGUCACUGCCCUUGUUUAUUGCACAGACUAUUCAUUGCCAGUAAUGGCCUAUUGCUAAGAGUUUGACAACAUUUUUGCCCUCAGUUUUCGAGAGCCAAAGAUGUCACGAAAAAUUCGGUGAUCAUGCAUUAGAUAAAUAACGGUAACUGAUUGAAUGACGCAUAAUUUCAUUGCAGAUUUUCGGAAAGGAGGUGAUUUCUUAAAAUCUUAUUGAGAAAAAUGAUCCCGUAAACAAGUUGCAUUCUUUCACGAUCGAACCCUAAAAGGGGCAGAGUCCAACAUCUUCACGUGCAAACCACGUUCAUGACAGUUAUUUUUAGACCAUUGGGUUAAUUAGAUUAAGUCUUACUCUCAUAGACGAGCCACGAAAGAGGGAAAUUUCAAAGCUUUCGGCGUGACAAUACAGCGCACAGUGAGGGCCUGAUCACAUGAGCUGGGCUGCCUAGCUCAUGUCGAGGUGACUUUUAUCCUCGUAGUACACGAAAAGGGCCAGCCCAGAGCCGCCAUUUUUAUACAGAGGUUGGAAGCAAUGGGCAUGAAAACUGUGUUACCCUCGGUCCUGUUUCACGCUUGGUUCAUUCCUCAGGCCGCCCGGCAAGCGUGAUUACUUGGGAAAUUUCUGCCCAGGAUCCCGGCAUCGCAAUACUGGGAUCCCUGCUAACCGAGCUGGCUCGGUUGUCAUAUAAUCGCAAAGUUGAUUUUUGUUGCGUUUAACUAAGAUGCCGAGAUCUCCGCAAAGCGAGCCACCCGGUUCAAGUGAUCAGGCCCUUAGUUCUAUAUCCAGAUUGUACGUCCUCCCUCUUGACCUUACCGAUUUUUCCAAGCCCUCCGAACACAUACACACACAAAUUUUAGCCCUCAACAUCUUCAUACCCCCUUUCUCUAUAUUAAAUGAACUUUCCCUUAUCCAUGUUCUCUCCAUACAAAUAUUAUCAAAACUGACCGAAAAACAAUCCUAAACAGAAAGCCUGGAAAUGUUUAAAAUAAGUACAAGUAUGUUUUCGACUAUCGAUAUGAUCUUUCACAACCACCACUUAAUUUCAACAGACUGUAACUACACUAUCCCUUAAUAACCAAAUAAGGACUCCCACAACUACCUCACUGCAACACCUAAUAUUUUGUCACUUCAUAUUAAAUUCUACGGAAACAAGUUUCACUGAUUAAGAAACUACAGCCAUUAUCUUUAAAGUAGUAAAGUAGAUGGCAUGUCUAACUCUCCAACUUUUUCUUAUAUUACCUUCACAGCACGAAAAUACCCUUUCUACUUGUUCCAGUGGCAUCCAGCAAAACCCCAGUUUGAAUGGUCACGUGUGAAAGACAUAAAGCACACCCAAGAGGCCAUUCUUGCCGGGCAAUACUGGGCUAACUUCUUCGUCAACCAAGGUAACAGUUUGUGUAAUUUUACUGCAUGUAUAAUUCAUAAAAAGCGUUUGUUAGGGCCUGAAUUAUUGUUCAUUUGACUGAUUUGGCUGAAAAGAACUAAACACUUCACUAUUGACCACCUUACUAACAUUUCUAUUUAAAGAUUUUGCAAAGGUUACCUAGAAAUCCAAAUAACCCUUAGCACUUUGAAGCCAUCACUUUUCUCCUCGGUUUAUAUUUGUUUCCUUUCAUCGCCAUAUUCAAUUUGUUUUCUGUGUCAACUGUGUCGAUAUUUUAACCUUAAAGAUUAAAAUACCAGCGAGGAAACAAAACAAAAGAAAGCAAAAAACAGACACACACAAAACCAACAGACGAUCAACAACACCACCAACAAUUGCUAAAUGUGAGCCCCGAGUCGUGCACUUUGACUUGAGAAACAAGGUCCUGCAGUCCAUACUUAAGCUUUGUAUUUUUUUUUUCAAUUCAGCUCGCUUAAGCUCCCAUCAAUUUCCAAGCAUCAAAGAAGAGAAGGCAGCACUGAUGUACAAUUACAAUCCUGUUUACACUGGAAAUCUUAUUACAAUGUUACAGUGCUACUUCUGGAAAUAG
Messenger RNA from Porites evermanni, 8449 nucleotides. The record is from the annotation of a GenBank genome assembly. NCBI's taxonomy places the organism in Eukaryota, Metazoa, Cnidaria, Anthozoa, Scleractinia, Poritidae.